AUGGUUGCCCUCCUUCUAGGCCAAAACUUUGAUUUGGUAGCAGCGUCAAGGCCACUACUGCAUACACAUCCUCCAGCCGUACAUAUAGGAUCCUUGAACAAGCCAAUACCUCCUUCCAUUGGGCGGUUUACUAUAAACCGCUACAAGAUGACUGAGUCGUCGUCAGGCGCUGAUGCCUUCCGGCCAACUAGUCCUGGUCAUAGUCCUGGCGUUGGCCAUCAAGAUCCACCUGGUGCACUACUAUGA
Molecule: messenger RNA, 246 nt
Organism: Prunus armeniaca (apricot)
Lineage: Eukaryota; Viridiplantae; Streptophyta; Magnoliopsida; Rosales; Rosaceae
Source: the annotation of a GenBank genome assembly